GAGCCCCUCGCUUCCUUGGGAGCCUUCUCAGCACCCUGGGAGCAGGAGCCGGCGCGGGCGGAGCUGGCAGCACGCAGCUGCUGGCCCGGGGGCAUUGCUGCACCUGGAGCAGAAGGAGAAGAGCGAGGGGGGGUGCUCCGGUGCGCGCCCGCCACCGAAAAACCGCAGGGAAGGGGAUUUUCCUCCUUUCCAAAGGGAAAAGCCCCUGUGUGCUGCGGUGUUUGUGCCGGUAGCCGGGCACGGCGCGCUGUGCUGUGGCUCAGGGUGCGUCCGCCCCGCUCAGAGCCGAGCGCGGAGCCGCGGAGCAGCCCCUGCGUGGAGCUGGAGGUGCCGGGAGCUGCUCAGGUCGCAGACGCGCCGUGGGCACGGGGCUCGGUGCUGCCCGGGGGGCUCUGCGUGCCGGUUAGACCGGGCUGGGCGCGCACAGCGCGAGCCCUGGAGCGGCUUUCCGCUCCCCUCCCCGGUUCGUUUUGCCGGCUGGGUGUGCGCUGGGUGGGGGACCCCCGUUGCCGUGGGGCUCGGGGCGCUCCCCCCAUCCCGGUGCGGGGAGCGACGUGCCGCGGCCGGUGGGUCCGGGUCCCUGCACGCGGCGCUGACCGCGUCCUCGUGUCCUUCUGCCCCGCAGGAUGGACAGGAUGACGGAGGACGCCCUGCGCCUCAACCUCCUGAAGCGGAGCUUGGACCAAGCGGACGAGCGGGACGACGUCCUGGCCAAGAGGCUGAAGAUGGAGGGCCACGAGGCGAUGGAGCGGCUGAAGAUGCUGGCGCUGCUGAAGAGGAAGGACCUGUCGGGCAUCGAGGUGCCCCACGAGCUCCCGGUGAAACAGGACGGUGUGAAAGUGUACGAGGAAAAGCUGAAUGGGAGCCUGAGGCCCCAUGGGGAUGGCAGGACUGCAGGGAGGCCGGGCAAGGAGAACAUUAACGACGAGCCCGUGGACAUGAGCGCCAGGAGGAGCGACCAGGACCGGGGCCGGCUCACCCCUUCCCCGGACAUUAUCGUCCUCUCCGACAACGAGGCCUCCAGCCCCCGCUCCAGCUCUCGCAUGGAAGAAAGGCUGAAGGCGGCCAACCUGGAAAUGUUCAAGGGGAAGAGCAUAGAGGAGCGGCAGCAGCUCAUCAAGCAGCUCCGGGACGAGCUCCGGCUGGAGGAGGCCAGGCUCGUGCUGCUGAAGAAGCUGAGGCAGAGCCAGCUGCAGAAGGAGAACGUGGUACAGAAGACUCCGGUUGUCCAGAAUGCGGCGUCUAUCGUCCAGCCAUCUCCUGCUCACGUGGGACAGCAGGGACUGUCCAAGCUGCCCUCCAGGCCUGGAGCUCAGGGGGUCGAGCCUCAGAACUUAAGGACAUUACAGGGUCACAGUGUCAUUAGGUCUGCCACAAACACGACCCUGCCCCAUAUGCUUAUGUCGCAGCGUGUGAUUGCUCCGAACCCUGCCCAGCUGCAGGGGCAGCGCGUUCCUCCUAAGCCUGGCCUCAUCCGCACUACAACUCCAAGCAUGAAUCCAGCCAUCAACUACCAGCCGCAAUCAAGUUCUUCUGUUCCUUGCCAGCGUACGUCGUCUUCAGCCAUCUACAUGAACCUUGCCUCUCACAUCCAGCCUGGCUCUGUGAACAGGGUCUCGUCCCCGCUCCCCAGCCCCAGCGCGCUGAGCGACGCCGCCAACUCGCAGGCAGCCGCCAAGCUGGCCCUGCGCAAGCAGCUGGAGAAGACGCUGCUGGAGAUCCCACCCCCGAAGCCGCCCGCGCCCCUGCUCCACUUCCUGCCCAGCGCAGCCAACAGCGAGUUCAUCUACAUGGUGGGGCUGGAGGAGGUGGUGCAGAGCGUUAUCGACAGCCAAGGGAAGAGCUGCGCGUCCUUCCUGCGCGUGGAGCCCUUCGUCUGCGCCCAGUGCCGCACCGACUUCACCCCGCACUGGAAGCAGGAGAAAAACGGGAAGAUCCUGUGUGAGCAGUGCAUGACUUCCAACCAGAAGAAGGCGCUGAAGGCGGAGCACACCAACCGGCUGAAGAACGCCUUCGUGAAAGCUUUGCAGCAGGAGCAGGAAAUCGAGCAGAGGUUGCAGCAGCAGGCGGCCCUGUCCCCCACCGCGGCUCCGGCCGUGUCCAGUGUCGGCAAACAGGAGAACAUCAUGAGGCACCACACGCUCCGGCAG
This is a messenger RNA of Numida meleagris (helmeted guineafowl), 2150 nucleotides long. It is a transcript of the gene GATAD2B, whose product is annotated as GATA zinc finger domain containing 2B. Gene Ontology annotation, cellular component: NuRD complex. NCBI's taxonomy places the organism in Eukaryota, Metazoa, Chordata, Aves, Galliformes, Numididae. Gene Ontology annotation, molecular function: sequence-specific DNA binding; zinc ion binding. Gene Ontology annotation, biological process: negative regulation of transcription by RNA polymerase II. The record is from RefSeq and is a predicted model, not a curated record.